Molecule: messenger RNA, 1541 nt
Organism: Raphanus sativus (radish)
Lineage: Eukaryota; Viridiplantae; Streptophyta; Magnoliopsida; Brassicales; Brassicaceae
Source: RefSeq, a predicted model, not a curated record
ACAACUUACGACUGUGUUAUGAUUCAAUAAUAUGUAAGCCUUACCGUCUCCCUUUUGGAAGUAUUUUCCAGACCCAACUAAUAUAAUAUUCAACAGAAAGUUUCAAAAUCUGUAAUAAAGUCUACAUUGAGAUGUUUAUUUUUUCAAAACAAGACAGCCCCCAAAGCAAGAACAAGAAAUGAAACCAAUACAAUAGUAGUGUCAUAGCGUUUUUUUUUUGUCUGUCCUCUUGUUUCCGGUUCAGUUGAGAGUUCUAAUGGAUCAUGACAUAGAGAAGAGAGUGUCUGAUCAAAAACGACUGAACCAAUCAUCACUUUUCACCGCGUUUGCGUUCAGUUUCUUAACUUUGAUCGCGGCUACCACGUUGGUUCUAAUGUCUAACUUCUCGAUGCAACCGCAGAGAGAUUUCUCGGAGGUGAAGAGAGUGAUUCCACAACACUUACCUCUGAGCUCCGAGAACGAAAGUAAAAGCAAGCAAGAGAAGACACAUGUGGUAAAGAAGAAGAUUCGAGUUAUCGAGAUGUUCAGUGGAGAUGACUUAUCUGACAAGUUUCAAAGGAAGGCGAACGAGUUUAUGGGUGAUAUUGGAUGUGAAGUCAACUUCGUGAUGACGUGGAUAUCAUCAUCAGCUGAUCUGUUCGGAAAGAGAGAGGUGUUCGCUAUUGAAAGUGUGUUCAAGUCUCAUCCUCGUGGUUGCUUGAUGAUCCUAUCCGCAACCAUGGAUUCUCCUCAAGGUUACACAACCUUGAAGCCGUUUCUUGAUCGUGGUUACAGAGUUGUUGCAGUCACGCCGGAUCUGCCUUUUCUACUAAGAGGAACCGCGGGAGAAAGGUGGCUAGAAGAAAUAAGAAGCGGGAAAAGAGAUUCGGGAAAGAUAUCAUUAGCUCAGAAUCUGUCGAAUCUAAUGAGGCUUGCCUACUUGUACAAAUACGGAGGUGUGUACUUAGACACCGACAUGAUCCUUCUCAAAAGCUUCAAAGGGCUUAACAACACGAUUGGAGCUCAGACGUUUGAUCCUUCCUACACAAACUGGACGAGACUGAACAACGCGGUGCUAAUAUUCGACAAGAAGCAUCCUCUCUUGCUCAAAUUCAUCCAAGAAUUCGCUCGAACUUUCAAUGGAAACGUGUGGGGAUACAACGGACCCUACCUGGUUUCUCGAGUGGCUAAAGCAGUGGAAGGAUCAAAUGAGUACAACUUCACCGUCAUGCGACCUUCUGCGUUCUAUCCGUGGAUUGAGAUAGAGAAGUUCUUCAAGGUGCCAAAGACGGUAAAAGAGUCGAAAUGGGUCAAGGUCAAGCUUCUUCAGAUGCAGAGGAGAAGCUAUGGGUUGCAUCUUUGGAAUAAAUUUAGCAGAAAGUUUGAAAUCGAACAAGGGAGUGCCAUGUGGAGUUUAGUAUCAGACCACUCCUAGCAUAAUCUGUCCAAUUGGUUCAUCAUCGUAGUCAAUUGUUUCAGUCACACUGUUAAUAAACUUGCUGUAAUGUAAACAAAAGAUUCAAUAGGGCUUCUUCCAACACUAAAAAAUUCGAUGUUACCAA